AUGGCUUCCUCAACACUCAAGCGCAAGUCCUCCGAGAUGGACGACGCGUAUCCCAACGAUGGAAUGCAAACACCCACAAGCAGCCCUUCAAGAAAGAAGAUGCGGCUUACCCGCAAACAAAAGCAAGCUCUCAUCGAUAACCUGCAACUUGAGAUCACCGAACGAGCCCGCAAACUUCGCGCCCAGUACGCACUCCAAACCCACGAUCUUCGAGCACGAAUUGAACGACGCGUGAACCGAAUCCCGGUGGCCCUGCGCAAGGCGAAAAUGGGCGAUUUAUUGGAGAAACACAAUGCCUCGCUCCGCGCACACCACUCGCCGAGGAAAGUGACGAGCCCAGUCAAGAGAAAUGUCACCAACACGACCACUGGAGCAAAUGCUCGACGAGUCAGGAAACUUAGUCCUGAAGGCCCGUAUUUCGACAAGGAAAACGCACCUGCAGGAGAGACGCUUGAAGUGCUGAACAACCCCAAGAAACGUGGCAAGCCCGCUGCCGCUGGCGGUCCUUCACGCGUGGUCUCGCAGGAGGUCAGGGGCGCCGAUUACAGAAUCUUGUCUCCGAAAUCCUUGAACUCCAGAACCUACCCCCAGUCUCCAUUCCGCGCCUCUCCCGAGAAACCACAACAACCCAGCUAUCUCUCAAAGCCCAUGUCACCCCUGAAACGAUCCAGCCCGCUCAGAGCCACCACGGCUAGCUCAUCCGGAGCAAACGGCGCAACCACGAAAGAUGGCAGACUCACCUCGCAGACAGCGCGACCAGGAACCAAAGGCCUUCGUUCCCCGCUACCCCGACCAGCAACUCGCCAGCGUGAACGAAGGAACAGCAACUCUUCCAACGCGUCGUCCGGGACAGCGAUCGUCAAACCAACCAAAACUGGCUCCGGUGCCCGUAAGGCCACAAAUACAUCCUCAACCUCCACCACUGCCGCAGCCAAGAAGACGGCAGCAGUACGGAACCAAGUACCUUCAUCCACUACCAAGAAGACUACCACCGCCACUGCUACCGCAGGAAAGAGAGCGCCUACCCCAGCCGGCGAGGCGCAGGCCGCAGGCCGCAGGGCUUUGCGCAAGCGAGUAUAA
Aspergillus chevalieri is the source of this 1080-nucleotide messenger RNA. RefSeq lists its product as uncharacterized. The transcript is spliced from 3 exons. NCBI's taxonomy places the organism in Eukaryota, Fungi, Ascomycota, Eurotiomycetes, Eurotiales, Aspergillaceae. Bases 1 to 1080 code for a protein of 359 amino acids. Gene Ontology annotation, cellular component: chromosome, centromeric region; spindle midzone; chromosome passenger complex. Gene Ontology annotation, biological process: mitotic sister chromatid segregation. The record is from RefSeq and is a predicted model, not a curated record.